Cavenderia fasciculata is the source of this 1149-nucleotide messenger RNA. RefSeq names its product P2X receptor (gene p2xA). Bases 1 to 1149 code for a protein of 382 amino acids. Lineage: Eukaryota; Evosea; Eumycetozoa; Acytosteliales; Cavenderiaceae. The transcript is spliced from 5 exons. The record is from RefSeq and is a predicted model, not a curated record.
AUGUAUUUUGAUUGUGGUACUUUAGAUGAUUGGCUAUCCUACAAUACAGUCAAAGUGGUCAGAAUUAGAGAUCGUAGAUUAGGUAUACUUCAUUUGACAUUUCUAUUAGGUAUUUUUGUAUAUGUCGUCGUUGUAUCUAUAUUUAUGAACAAGGGUUAUUUGGAAGUAGAAAUCCCAAUUGGAUCAAUCAGAACAUCAUUAAAACCUCCAGUAAACUAUACCUAUCCAUUACCAUAUUGUGGUAAUCAACCAGGAUUUAAUUCAACAUUAUUCCAUAAUAUAACAUGUCAAUAUUGGGAUGAGAAUCUUGUUGUCUUUCCAAUUGGCGAGAGAGACUCUUUUACAGCCUCAACAAGAGUAAAGACUUCUAGUCAACAUGCUGAUGGAUGUGAUUUUACCAAUCCAAAUUGUACAUAUACCGAAGAUGACCCAAACAGUAUUUUUAUUGCUGAUAUUGAAAAUUUUACUUUAUUGAUUGAUCACACAUUAUACGCACCACAAUCCAAAGUUCAAAAGAAUUCUCAACAAUUAAGUGGAUAUAUCGAAAAUGAAGAAGGUGAUCUUAUUACUCUUGAUGUAUGUGUUUUAGAUGGAGUCAAUUCAAUUGGAAUAUCAGGUCAACCAGAUAUUGUUACACUUGGAAAAAUAUUACAAUUUGCAGGUAUUAGUCUUGAUGAUCGUUCAUUGACCAAUGCAUCCAAUUCAAUGAGAUAUGAUGGUGUAAAUAUAUUUGUAUUUAUUACCUAUUCAAAUACCUAUUCAACAAAUCUCGAUAAAUAUAGAUAUGUUUAUUCUGUAAGCGUAAUUGAAAAUACAGAAUAUUCAGUUGUAGAACCAAUCUAUCAAAAUGAUAUUCAACAUAGAUAUCUAUAUCGUAGACAUGGAAUUCGAUUAUUAUUCGUUCAAACAGGUGAAGUUGGUAAAUUUGAAUUCCAACAACUUUUGUUGACAUUGGUCAGUGGUAUGGGUCUUUUGGCUGUAUCGACCAUUGUUGUCGAUCAACUUGCCAUUCGUAUCCUUCCACAAAAGAAGACAUACAGUUCAUUCAAAUUCCAAGUUACUGAAGGUCUCAAGGGAUCAAAAAUGAAAAAGGUUGUUACAAAUGAUGAAGGUGAAGAUAUCGUUUAUAAAAACAUUGAGGACCUUUAG